AUGAAUAAGUGCAAUGAAAGGAGCACGGGCUUCAAAGUCAGAGGCUGGAUCUCUAGUCCUGCCUUUGCUGGAGAGGACAUCAAAGAGGUAUUUGUUGAUGUAUCUCUCCUCACUCAAGGAGACUCUAUUUUGAACUUCUCCUAUCCCAUCUGUGAAGAAGAUUUCCCCAGUUUUUCCUUAGGUUUGGUUCUCAGACAAUCAAAAAGUGGCCUAAUAGGGAAAGAAGCUAAGAACCUCUAUGACAUUCGGUUCCGAGAGCCUAUCAUAUCUCGCGUCUCGGCGCGCAGUCCCCCCAACACUGCUCCUGUUGUGUCAGACGGUGGCAGUGUUGAGCCCGGGAACAGGCGCCGAGCCCGCGGCGGUCCCCGCGGCAGCCGCUCAGUCUCCGUGGCUGACUCCGACGCGCAGGAGCCACUGGGCCUCGAGGGCGCUGGGGAGCGGGAGGGGCGUGGGGAGCGGCGAAGGGUCCUCGAUCGGCCUUCACGAACUGUUCACCCCCGACGCCCCCAACCCGGCAAGACCCCGCUCCCUCCGACUGACCGAAAUUCACCGAAAUUCACCCAAGGGGGUAGGGCGGUGGAGGGAGAGGUCGCUCUCUGCUUGCGCUACCGGCUGCGCCUCCCCCGGCGCUAG
Messenger RNA from Galeopterus variegatus (Sunda flying lemur), 633 nucleotides. RefSeq lists its product as uncharacterized. The transcript has 4 exons. Bases 1 to 633 code for a protein of 210 amino acids. The record is from RefSeq and is a predicted model, not a curated record. Lineage: Eukaryota; Metazoa; Chordata; Mammalia; Dermoptera; Cynocephalidae.